GAAAUAUUUCCAGCCCUUCAAUCAGAGCCUUUUGUCUGACUGCGCUGACUCAUCUGUCUGAACCUCUGCCUUUGGAUAUUGGAUUUCGUUGUCUGCCCAUUGUUGGAUUUUUACCUGUUUGGACCGACCACCUGUUGCUGACUCUUGCUGCUGCACCAUUCUGUGUGAGUGUUUCUCUGCCAGAACCAGUGAUGGACGGCAAGCUGCCUCCACAGCAAGGAGACCAGACUAACCUCUCCCAGAGAAACUUCCCCAAUAAGGGAGCAGCCACCAAUGACGGCCUGCAUCCCAGGGGACAGUGGGCAAACAAGGCUGAGUUCCUCCUGGCCUUGGCUGGGCAGACUGUCGGCCUGGGCAAUGUGUUUAGGUUCCCUUACCUCUGCUACAAGAACGGGGGAGGUGCCUUCCUUAUACCUUACCUGUUGUUCCUGGUGCUGUGCGGCAUCCCCCUGUUCCUCCUGGAGAUCUCACUGGGACAGUACACCAGCCUGGGAGGGAUCGGCGCCUGGAGGACUAUCUGCCCGUUAUUCGGAGGUAUCGGCUAUGCCACCCAGGUAGUAAUCCUGCAUUGCUGUGUGUACUACAUCAUCAUCCUGGCCUGGGCUGUCUUCUACCUGUUCUACAGCUUUCGGGCGGAGCUGCCCUGGUCGCACUGCAACAACACGUGGAACACUGAUGCAUGUGUCCCAUUCAACCACCUAAACCAGACUGACACUGGGAGCCGCCUGCCUGAGAACGCCACCACCCCUGUCAUAGAGUUUUGGGAGAGGGAAGUGCUCCGUCUCUCCAGCAGUUUAGACGAGGUGGGUCCAAUCAGCUGGAAGCUGGCUCUGUGUCUGGCUUUUGUCUGGAUCAUGUGUUACUUCUGUGUCUGGAAGGGAGUCAAGUCUACCGGAAAGGUGGUGUAUCUGACCGCCAUCUUCCCGUAUGUCAUGCUGUUGGUGCUGCUGAUACGUGGUGCCACUCUGCCUGGAGCGACCCAGGGCAUCAUCUACUACCUGAAACCCAAUCACACCCGCCUGGCAGACCCGCAGGUAUGGAUGGAUGCAGGUACCCAGAUAUUUUUCUCAUAUGGAAUCUGUUGGGGAACUCUUGCAGCCCUCGGCAGUUACAACAAGUUUGACAACGACUGUUACAAGGAUUCUUUCUGUCUGUGCCUCCUGAACAGUUUGACCAGUUUCACGGCAGGUUUUGCCAUCUUCUCGGUGCUGGGCUUCAUGGCUGAGGAGCAGGGCGUGGACAUAGCAGACGUGGUCCAGUCAGGACCUGGCCUCGCCUUCAUUGCUUACCCGAGAGCUAUAGUCUUGAUGCCUGUACCCCAACUCUGGGCCGUCUGCUUCUUCCUUAUGGUCCUCAUGCUUGGGCUGGACACAGAGUUUGUGAAUUUGGAGUCCCUGAUGACGUCAUUGACUGACCUUUUCCCUCAUCUGAUCCGACGAGGCCACCGCAGAGAGCUGCUGCUGCUGUUCAUCUGUGUCGUUUGCUUCCUGAUUGGACUGGUCAUGGUCACGCCGAUCGGUCUCUAUGUGUUCAACAUCUAUGACCAGUUCUCCUGCAGUGGAACCAGUCUGCUGCUUCUCGCCAUGUUCGAGUCUCUGGCCAUCGGCUGGAUCUACGGUGCCGAGCGAUUCAGUGCCAACAUCAGGGAUAUGAUCGGUUACAGCCCCCUGCCUGUUUUCAAGCUGUGCUGGAAAUACUUGACCCCGGCUGUGUGCACAGCUACUUUUGUGUUUUCUCUGGUGAGCUGGUCUCCGUUGAACCUGGGGUAUGGCCUGGUCACUCCAGUUUGGGCCACUGCACUGGGUUGGCUCCUCGCUCUCUCCUCCCUCUCCUUGCUUCCAAUCUGGGCCAUCUACGCCCUGGUCUCCACCCCG
Messenger RNA from Plectropomus leopardus (leopard coralgrouper), 1874 nucleotides. The record is from RefSeq and is a predicted model, not a curated record. Lineage: Eukaryota; Metazoa; Chordata; Actinopteri; Perciformes; Serranidae.